ACGAACAGAGAAGAAUGAAGUCUCGAUUCCUACUCCUCCUCUUAGCUUCCGCCUCUCUCCUCCUCGCCAUUGUCGGCCCCCAGUUGUUCAGUUGGAGCUCUCCGGCUGCCGACUUGGUGGUCAAGAAUGCCCAGAUUUACACCGUCGACGAGUCUCUCCCCUUGGCCGAUUCCAUGGCCGUUCGCAACGGAAGGAUUCUCCGGAUUGGAAGCUACUCCUCCAUUCAGGAUAUGGUAGGGUAUGGGACUAAAGAGUUAGAUCUUAGGGGAAAAAUUGUAGUGCCUGGAUUUAUUGAUUCCCAUGUGCAUCUGAUUAAUGGUGGACUGCAGAUGAUGCGUGUAAAUCUAAGGGGCAUAAACUCAAAAGAUGAAUUUGUGAAGAGGGUCAAAGAAGCUGUGAGAAAUGCAAAACAAGGUUCCUGGAUUUUGGGUGGUGGAUGGAACAAUGAUCUAUGGGGAGGGGAAUUGCCCUUGGCUUCUUGGAUCGACGAUAUUACACCAUAUAAUCCGGUUUUUGUAUCAAGAAUGGAUGGGCAUAUUACCUUGGCUAAUUCAGUUGCACUCAAGUUGGGUGGGAUUACUAAGUCAUCAGAGGAUCCAAAUGGUGGAACCAUCAUGAGAACCACCCGUGGAGAACCUACAGGACUGUUAAUUGAUUCUGCAAGGGAACUUAUCUUUUCACUCAUUCCAGAGGUCUCAGUAGAGGAGCGGAGGGAAGCUUUGCAUAGAGCCAGCAAUCAUGCCUUAAUGAGGGGCGUGACGACAGUUGUUGAUGUCGGUAGAUACUUUCCUGGGGCUUCUGUAAAAGAUUCUUGGGAAGAUUUUUCAGAUGUGUAUCUGUGGGCUGAUUUGUCAGGGAAGAUGAUGAUCAGAGUCUGCUUAUUUUUCCCACUGGAGACGUGGUCACGUUUGCGUGAUCUUAUUAACAAAGUUGGCCAAGCUAUGAGCCAGUGGAUCUAUUUGGGUGGACUUAAAGCAUUCGCUGAUGGGUCAUUGGGCUCCCGUAGUGCACUUUUUUAUGAGCCAUAUGUUGAUGAACCUCAUAAUCAUGGCUUACUAGUGGGAGAUUAUGAAAGUCUCCACAACUUGACCUUGGCAUCCGAUAGAGUUGGACUUCAGGUUGCAAUUCAUGCUAUAGGUGAUCGAGCAAAUGACUUGAUCCUCGACAUGUAUGAGUCGGUCAUUUUAGAAAAUGGAGUGAGGGAUCGAAGAUUCAGGAUUGAGCAUGCGCAGCAUCUGGCACCAGGGACGCCGGCCAGAUUUAAUAAUCUAGGGAUUUUUGCUUCAGUACAGCCAGAGCACCUAUUAUUUGAUGCAGACUCUGUGAACAAAAAGCUUGGGAUAGACAGGGCUGAGAAGGGAUCUUAUCUAUUCCAGUCACUCUUGCGCAGCAAUGUAGAAUUGGCUUUUGGCUCUGACUGGCCGGUUGUAGACGUUAAUCCUUUAGGUGGUAUUAUGACGGCAAUGAAAAGGAUACCCCCUGGAUGGGAUACUGCAUGGGCCCCAUCAGAAAGCAUUUCGCUGAAUGAUUCACUGAAAGCGUAUACUCUUUCAGCUGCUCGUGCAUGCUUUCUUGACAGUGAUCUGGGAUCUUUAACGCCUGGAAAACUGGCAGAUUUUGUUGUACUUUCCAUAUAUACAUGGGAUGAAUUUGUGGCAGAAGGAUCUGCAUCCAUUUACGCAACGUAUGUAGGUGGUGUACAAGCCUAUCCCUGAAGUUUUAUAAACUUGCAAAUGAUGUUCUGUACUGAAAAUACUGACAAGCGGCAUGCCAAAAGAGAGAAUAGCUUGGAAGUGGUAUGCCUAUUGGGAAUGAAGAUUAGAAACACUUUAUCGUCAUAGUUAAGUCCAUAGUUUGGGUAUGUAUAUAAUGUGUGGGGAGAGGGACUACAUAUUUACAGAUUGUAUAACAUGUUUAUUUGAGUUUAAUUACAAAAGUGUUCUGAUUGAUUUGUUAGGAAUUCACAUUUCUUGUUAUAAUUCUGCUGAAUAUUUUACAUUACAUGUUUCCUCAACUCAAAAGAUUUGGUUUUAAAACGGGGUCUGCAGAUGACCAAUUC
Messenger RNA from Argentina anserina (silverweed cinquefoil), 2059 nucleotides. RefSeq names its product protein LONG AFTER FAR-RED 3. The coding region runs from base 15 to 1715 and encodes 566 amino acids. The record is from RefSeq and is a predicted model, not a curated record. The transcript is spliced from 15 exons. NCBI's taxonomy places the organism in Eukaryota, Viridiplantae, Streptophyta, Magnoliopsida, Rosales, Rosaceae. Gene Ontology annotation, molecular function: hydrolase activity, acting on carbon-nitrogen (but not peptide) bonds.